GUGUACCCGAAAAUUGAUCAAAAGCAUUUACACAUCAGAAUGAUAGAUUUGCGAAAUCUGUUUGGAGUUAUCUGUGUAUUAAGUUUGUCUUUCGAGCAAGGUCCUCCUGACAAUAUUGGAAGAGAAUUUGUUGUAUCUUUUAUGGAAACUGGUAAUGCUGGUAAUAUACAUGACAUACCUCUUGAAUUGUACGUAACAACAACAGAGAAACAUACGGUUCUUUUUAAAAUAACAUCACCAAAAUGGACACAACCUGCGGUAUCAGAAUUUAUUUCCGUCUCACCUGGACAAGUUGCCAGAGUUAUUAUAAGUGACGAGUUUCGUAUGAGAGGAAGUUUGAAAUCUUCAAAAGUACUUCUUGUCAAGUCAGAUGACGAUUUAGUAGUUUAUGGGGGAAACAAAGAUCACUAUUCUAAUGAUUUGUUCUAUGGCAUUCCAAUAGAUGCAUUAGGAAAUGAGUAUUAUGCUUUGUGCUACGGACCAGGGUUUCUUAAAACACAACUUGGAGUUGCAGCUACACAGGACAACACUGUGGUAAACGUAACGCUUCCCAAUGCUCCAAAUAUUACAGUCACAUAUAAUUCAAAGACUUAUCAAGGAGGCGAAGUCAUUACUGUGAACUUAGAUGAAUAUGAAAACUUCCAACUACAAAGUGUUGGUGAUUUAACGGGUGCUCAUAUUGAAAGCACUCAUCCUAUUUCGGCAUACAGUGGUAAUAUUAAAACAAACAUAGGAACGGGGAGAUUUGGAGACCAUCUGGUAGAGCAGCUUACUCCAGUUGAUACAUGGAGGAGAAAAUUCAUGACAGCUCCAAUUCCAAAAAGAACCGUCGGGGACUACUUUCGUAUUGUAGCUAGUGAAGACAACACCGAAGUUAGAAUUGCAGGUUUACCAUCAUUAAUUCUUGCAAAGGCGGUUUGUGUUAGGUCAAAUAGUCAGAAGUGA
This is a messenger RNA of Mytilus trossulus (common blue mussel), 945 nucleotides long. RefSeq lists its product as uncharacterized. The transcript is spliced from 3 exons. NCBI's taxonomy places the organism in Eukaryota, Metazoa, Mollusca, Bivalvia, Mytilida, Mytilidae. The record is from RefSeq and is a predicted model, not a curated record. Bases 40 to 945 code for a protein of 301 amino acids.